This is a messenger RNA of Dimorphilus gyrociliatus, 1319 nucleotides long. The record is from the annotation of a GenBank genome assembly. Lineage: Eukaryota; Metazoa; Annelida; Polychaeta; Dinophilidae.
GUUUUAACUGGUUUGGCAGUUGUCUAUAUACGCUCCGUAUAUUAUACCUUAUCUUGAAUUAUCGCUCAACAAGCAUAUCUAAAAUGUUGUCUUUAUCAGGCCGUAUCGCCAAGAGGCUCACUUCCUCAACCGCCUAUAGUUCUCUCAAGGACAUCCUAACAAAGGAACUGGAUGGAAUCAGAGAAGCUGGAACCUGGAAAACUGAGCGUGUUAUUACAACUAAACAAGCUUCUGUCAUAAAAGUUGCAGGAACCGAGGAUAAAAUUCUCAAUUUUUGUGCAAAUAACUAUUUAGGAUUGUCGAGUCAUCCACAAGUUGUAGAAGCCGGGAAGAAAGCAUUAGACAGUCACGGAGCGGGUCUAAGCUCUGUAAGAUUUAUAUGUGGAACAACUGAUUUACAUAUGGAAUUAGAAGAGAAAAUAUCAAAAUUUCAUAAUAGAGAAGAUACAAUCCUGUACGCUAGUUGUUUUGAUGCUAAUGCCGGCUUCUUUGAAACAAUCUUGACAAAAGACGAUGCGGUUCUGUCUGACGCUUUAAAUCAUGCAUCGAUAAUUGAUGGAAUUAGGUUGUGCAAAGCUAGAAAAUAUCGCUAUAUUCAUAAUGAUUUAGAAGAUUUAGAGGAGAAGCUCAAAGAAUCUCAAGAUUGUCGAGUUAGAUUAAUUGUUACUGAUGGAGUCUUCUCAAUGGAUGGUGAUGUUGCCAAAUUAGAUAAAAUUGUACAGUUGGCUGAUAAGUAUAAUAGUUUAGUUUUCAUUGACGAAUGUCACGCAACAGGAUUCUUUGGCAAGACUGGACGGGGUACUGAAGAACAUUUUAACAUCAAAGUGGACGUUAUCAAUUCUACGUUGGGAAAAGCUCUUGGUGGCGCGGCUGGCGGAUAUACAACUGGCAAGAAAGAACUAAUAACGCUUCUACGACAAAGGUCAAGGCCGUACCUUUUCUCUAAUUCCCUACCGCCGGCUGUUGUGGCGAGCGCCUCCAAGGUAUUUGAUCUUCUGAUGGAGUCUAAUGAAAUAGCCGAAAGACUAUCAGAAAAUGUUGAGAGAUUUAGAAGUCGAAUGACCGAAGCUGGUUUCACUUUGAGCGGAGACAGAUGCCAUCCAAUUGCCUCUGUUAUGCUUGGUGAUGCUCGUUUGUCUAGUGCUUUUGCUGAUGAAAUGCUUAAUCGAGGUAUAUACGUAAUUGGAUUUAGUUAUCCUGUCGUUCCGAAAGGCGCAGCAAGAAUAAGAGUGCAACUCAGUGCGGCUCAUUCUCUAGCGGAAGUUGAUAGAGCAAUUGAUGCUUUCAUCGACAUUGGAAAACAACUAAAAGUUAUAUAA